ACACUUAAAUUAAAUUAAAAACCCUAAUAAACAGGGACUAUUAUGUAAAAACAACAUGGGAAAAGCAAAAUUAGAAAGCAGAACAGAAGCAAAAGUGCAGAACUGCAAUCAGGCCAUUGGCAUCCAUCUCCCUCAUCCCUGCUCCAUCUCCCUGAGUCCGUCGGCAUCUCCACCGCCGAACAGAAGCAGCAAAGCACUUAAUCUCCCUGCUCCACUUCCGUCGGCAUCUCACUCACCAGUCCUCCAUCGGCCUCAUCUCCUUCGCUGAACUGAACAUCAGCAACAGAGUAUCCUAAUCUCCGUGCAUCUCCACCGACAGUUCAACAGCUCUCCUCCGUGGGCAGCAUCUUGACAAAGCUCACAGCCUCAUGCCUCUGUCACUCAUCUUCCACUCCUUUACUGGCCAAAAUAGAAGCAGCAAAGCAUAAUAGAUCGUCCCUGAUUUU
Molecule: messenger RNA, 446 nt
Organism: Rubroshorea leprosula
Lineage: Eukaryota; Viridiplantae; Streptophyta; Magnoliopsida; Malvales; Dipterocarpaceae
Source: the annotation of a GenBank genome assembly